Angiostrongylus costaricensis is the source of this 822-nucleotide messenger RNA. Lineage: Eukaryota; Metazoa; Nematoda; Chromadorea; Rhabditida; Metastrongylidae. The record is from the annotation of a GenBank genome assembly.
GUGGUAGUGAUGUCCGUCAUCUCGAGCAUUGUGAUAGUUCGAUUCCCCAAUAUCGAUCCCCAAUGCUUUUCAGCGAUCAACAUGCUUCGCGAAAAGCCACCUGGUACAUUCGUCGUUCGCGACUCUAACAGCUUCCCGGGAGCGUUCGGACUCGCACUGAAGGUCGCCACGCCACCUCCAGGAGUUGCACCAGGCGACGGAACUGAGCUUGUUCGACAUUUCCUGAUCGAACCUUCACCAAAAGGUGUGAAGCUGAAGGGAUGCAACAACGAGCCAGUGUUUGGGUCGUUGUCAGCCCUCGUUUACCAACAUUCUAUCACACCGUUGGCAUUGCCAACUAAAUUGCUACUUCCUGAAUACGAUCCGGCCAUCACUCCCGAGCAUAUCUCGGCCACUCAAGCACUUCUGGAACAGGGUGCAGCUUGUAAUGUUGCCUACAUUGGUAGUAUGGACUGUGAAUCGCUGACAGGAGGCGAGUGCGUUCGACGUGCAGUGGCUGGAACCGUCGAGGAUACGCAACGGGGAAUCACUCGGCCGGUGUCCGUCCAUUUCAAGGUUUCAUCACAAGGAGUUACUUUAACAGACAACACAAGGAAGGUAUUCUUCCGUCGUCACUUCCCCGUAAAUUCCGUCAUAUUCGCCGGAAUGGACCCGUCAGAUAGAAAGUGGGUCAACAAAGACAUGAGCGGUUUCAAUGACAUUGCUUUUCCAUCGUCUGUGGAGAACGCCUGCCAUGUUUUUGCGGAGCUUGAGCCGGAACAGCCAGCGACGGCAGUCGUGAACUUCAUCAACAAGGUUCUGUUCGCAAGUAGGCGAACCUGA